Messenger RNA from Acanthosepion pharaonis, 798 nucleotides. The record is from the annotation of a GenBank genome assembly. Lineage: Eukaryota; Metazoa; Mollusca; Cephalopoda; Sepiida; Sepiidae.
AUGUCUGUACACGAUCUAUCUAUCUAUCUAUCUAUCUAUCUAUCUAUCUAUCUAUCUAUCUAUCUAUCUAUCUAUCUUAGUCUGUACACGAUCUAUCUAUCUAUCUAUCUAUCUAUCUAUCUAUCUAUCUAUCUAUCUAUCUAUCUAUCUAUCUUAGUCUGUACACGAUCUAUCUAUCUAUCUAUCUAUCUAUCUAUCUAUAUCUAUCUAUCUAUAUCUAUCUAUCUAUCUAUCUUAUUUUCUUUUUUUUUUGCUCACACACUCGUUCAUUCUUUAUAUUUCUUUUUUUCUCAUUGUUUAAUUUUAUUUUCCUCUUUGUUUUAUUCAUUCUUUUUCUUUUUGCCAUUCUUUCUUUCAACCAGUAAUUCUUUCAUUCUGUUAUUCUUUCCUUCUGUCAUUCUUUUUUUCUGUUAUCCUUUCUUUCUUUUUGUCAUUUUUUCUGUCAUUCUUUCUUUAAAACUAUCAUUCUUUCAUUCUGUCAUUCUUUUUUUUGUCAUUCUAUAUUCCUUUCUUUCCAUUAUAUGGAAAUACUGUAUUUAUGAUCUAUCUAUCUAUCUAUCUAUCUAUCUAUCUAUCUAUCUAUCUAUCUAUCUAUCUAUCUAUCUCUGUUGUUGUUUUCUAUUACCCACACUAUCUAUCUAUGGUAAUAUGUUCAUAACUAUCUAUCUAUCGCAAUCUGUUCCUAUCUAUCUAUCUAUCUAUCUAUCUAUCUAUCUAUCUAUCUAUCUAUCUAUCUAUCGCAAUGUGUUCAUAUCUAUCUGUCUAUCUUUCUAUCUAUCUAUGGUAAUAUGUUCAUAA